This is a messenger RNA of Rotaria sp. Silwood2, 4359 nucleotides long. Lineage: Eukaryota; Metazoa; Rotifera; Eurotatoria; Philodinida; Philodinidae. The record is from the annotation of a GenBank genome assembly.
AUGACCAUUGGUAUAAUAAUAAUUUGUUUUACUGUACCAAAACAACAAGAUCGACCAUGUCAACAUAUCUUUAAGACAACUGCAAGAAGUUCAAGUGGCUAUAAUUCACGUCCACCAUCAGCAGCCAUUGGCAAUUUAAAUAAUGAUAGUCAGUUAGAUAUUGUUGUAGCUAAUUCUGGAACAGACACUGUUGGUAUCUUUCUCGGUUAUAAUAAUGGAAUCUUUCAGGCACAAAAGACCUAUUCAACUGGCUCUAAAUCACAACCAUAUUCAGUAGUAUUAGGUGAUUUUACGGAUGACAAUAAAUUAGAUAUAGUUGCUCUUAACUAUGGUACCAACAGUAUGGGUUUACUGGUUGGACAUGGUGAUGGAACAUUUGAAGAUAUUCGUCUUUAUUCACUGGGUACUUCUCGACCAGUGUCUGCUACUGUUGCUGAUUUAAACAAUGAUAUGUAUCUUGAUAUAAUCAUUGCAAAUUAUGAUACUAGUACCAUAGGCAUCUUACUUGGAUAUGGUAAUGGAUCUUUUUCUAUGCAAGUAAAAUAUUCAACUGGUUAUGAUUCUCUUCCAUGUUACAUUGUUGUUGCUGAUUUGGAUAAAGAUAAUCACUUAGAUCUUAUUAUCUCAAACUCAGGUACUAACAAUGUAGCUAUAUUUCUUGGACAUGGUAAUGGAUCUUUCUCAUUCUCAUAUCUAUAUUCAACUGGAGUUGAUUCACAUCCAGUCACAGUUGCUGUUGGUGAUUUAAAUGGCGAUGAUCGACUGGAUAUUGUGGUUGCCAAUUAUGGAUCUUCUACUGUAGGUGCAUUUCUUAAUUAUGCUAAUGGAACAUUUUCGAAGAUGAAAAUAUCUGUAAUUGACUCUAUAGUUCAUGCGCACUCUAUAGUCAUUGGAGACUUCAAUAGAGACAAAAUAUUAGAUGUGGCCGUAGCCAAUACAGGCAAUGAUAGUGUUGUUGUACUUCGUGGAUCAGAUAAUGGAACAUUUGUAAGUCAGGAGACGUACUCUACUGGUAUUGGUUCUACUCCUGUCUUUUUGCUGGUUGAUGAUUUUAACAACGACAAUGAAUUAGAUCUCAUCACGGUUAAUAAUGGCACCAACAAUAUAGCUAUAUUUCUUAGAUAUAGCAUUAAAGCAUUUUCGAACCAAACCAUGUAUUCAACCGGUUAUCUCACUGUGCCUAUAUCAUUGGCUCUUGGUGAUUUUAACAAUGAUGGUCUGCUCGAUAUCGCUGUUGCUAAUUCAAGAGGCUCUAACGUAGGUGUAGGCAUAUUCCUCGGAUACAACAAUGGAUCUUUUGGUGCACAAACAAUGUUUUCCAUGGGAAGUGUUUCAUAUCCUUUAUCGAUUGCUGUAGGUGACUUUAAUAAUGACAGUUUACUUGAUAUUGUUGUUGCCGACUACGGUACUAAUAAUAUAGACAUUUUUCUUGGGCAUGGCAAUGGAUCUUUUGCUACGCAAAUGGUAUUUUCAACCGGGACUGGUUCUGGUCCUUCAGCAGUCGUUGUGGACGAUUUUAACAAGGACACUUUACUCGAUGUCGUCGUUGCAAAUACCUAUGCGGAUAAUGUGGGUAUAUUUCUUGGAUAUGGCAAUGGAACCUUUAUAUCACAAAAGACAAUUUCAACUGGAAUUGGUUCGAGUCCUUCUGCGAUCGCUAUCGGCGAUUUUAACAAUGACGAUCUACUUGAUAUCGCCGUCACCCAUGCUAGUACUAGUAAUUUAGGUAUAUAUCUUGGCUAUGGAAAUUGGACAUUUGUAGGACAAACGGUAUAUUCAGUAGGACAUGGCACUUCUUUUUUCUCAGUCGCUGUAAGUGAUUUUAAUAACGACACUAUGCUAGAUAUCGUUGUUUCCAACUAUCUGGAUGACACUAUAACUAUACUUUGUGGAUACGGAAAUGGAAGUUUCGAUAAAAUGCUAACAUAUUUCAUUGGAUAUGGUUCUCGUCCGACUUCACUUGCGCUUGGUGACUUUAAUAACGAUAAUAUACUAGAUAUUGCUUUCUCAAAUGCUGGUAUUAAUAAAAUAGGAGUGCUUUUUGGACAUGCUAAUGGAACUUUUGGGAUGUUGACAUUUUAUCCAACAGGUGAUGGGUCUCGUCCAUUCCCGAUCAUGGUUGGUAAUUUUAAUCAUGACAUGUGGUUGGAUAUUGUAGUGGGAAAUAUUAAUGCUGCUAGUGUGGGUGUGUUUCUUGGUCUUGAUAACAUAUAUGCAGCUAAUCAAGCGACCUAUUCAACCGGUUCUGGCUCACAUCCAUGUACCGUACUAGUCAAUGAUGUCAAUAACGAUCAUCUAUUUGAUCUUAUCAUCGUCAAUUCAGCACAUGACAAUAUUGGUAUUCGUUCAGGAUAUGGAAAUGGAAGUUUCACCGAAGAAAGAACAUAUCCUGUAGAAAAAGGUUCUCGUCCACAAUUUGUUGUUGUAGGAGAUUUCAACAGUGACUCUCAUAUGGAUAUGGCCAUUACCAAUACCGGAAACGAUAGUGUCACUGUUGCUUUUGGAAAUGGCAAUGGAAUUUUCACAAAUCAAACGGUACAUUCUACUGGAUAUGGCUCACAUCCAUCAUUUGCUACAGUUGGUGAUUUUAAUAAUGACAAUCGACUGGACCUUGUUAUUUUGAAUGAGGGCACUCAUACUGUUGGAGUUUUUCUUUCUUUCGAGUAUGCCACAUUUAGAAAGCACAGUUCUUCUUCAACUGGAACGAAUUCUAAUCCGGAAGCCAUCGCUGCUGGCGAUUUCAAUAACGACAGCCUGUUGGAUGUAGUGGUCGCAAAUUCUAAUACAAAUAAUAUAGGCAUAUUCCUCGGAUAUGGCAAUGGGACGUUUGCACCACAAAAAACUUUUUCAACUGAGAGUGGUUCGACUCCAUUUGCAGUUGUUUUAGGCGACUUUAACAAUGACAGUUUACUCGAUGUCGCUGUUGCUAAUUCCGGUACUAAUUAUGUCAGUAUAUUUCUCGGAUAUGGUAAUGGAACAUUUACAUCACAAAAAACAUUUUCAACCGGAAAUGAUUCUCUUCCUAGGUCGAUCGUUAUAGGUGACUUUAACAACGACAAUCUACUCGAUAUUGCCGUCGCCAAUUCCUAUAAAGAUAAUAUAGGUAUCUUCCUCGGCUAUGGUGAUGGAACUUUUGCAACACAAAGGACAUUUUCAACGGGCAAUAGUUCUCUUCCCUACUCGAUAGCUGUAGGUGAUUUUAACAAUGAUAGUCUUCUCGAUGUUGCUGUCGCCAGUUUCAGAACUAAUUAUGUUAACAUCUUUCUUGGGUAUGGAAAUGGAAGUUUUAUAUCACAAAAACAAUUGUCGACUGGAAGUGGUUCAAGUCCUUUCGCAGUGGCUGUAAGUGACUUUAAUAACGACAGGUUCCUCGAUAUCGCCGUUGUCAAUUCGAAUACUAGCACUUUAGGCAUAUUUCUCGGAUAUGGCAAUGGAACAUUUACAUCGCAAAUGGUAUAUUCAACUGGAAAUGGUUCUAUUCCGAGAAUGCUUACAAUCAGUGACUUGAACAACGACAAUAGGCUGGACAUUGCUGUGGUCAAUUUUGGUGCAAAUAAUGUGGGUAUUUUCUUCGGAUAUGGUGAUGGAACUUUUACUGAACAGAUGACAUUUGCAACUGGAAGUGGUUCUCUACCGAUUGCGGUCACCAUCGGAGAUUUUAACAACGACAACAGAUCUGACAUCGUGGUAGUCAAUCGUGCUGGUUACAAUGUUAUGGUGCUUGUUCGAGAUGGUAGUCAACCUUUUCUUACCAUGAAGACCUAUUCAACUAGUGAUGGCUCUCAUCCAAAAUCUAUGGCUACUGCAGACUUCAACAAAGAUUAUUAUCUCGACAUUAUUGUUGCUAAUACUGAUAAGAAUAAUAUAGGUAUACUAAUGGGAUAUGGUAAUGGAACCUUUAUGAAACAAACAACAUUACAAACAGGAAAUCGUUCUCAACCAUGCUCAGUUGCCGUCGGUGAUUUCAAUAAUGAUAACUUACUAGAUAUCGCUGUUGCUAAUUCUGGUACGAAUAAUGUCGGUAUAUUCCUCGGAUAUGAAAAUGAAACAUUUUCAUCUGUAACUACUUAUUCAACUGGAGAUUCUUCGAUUCCAUACUCGAUUGCUGUCAGUGAUUUCAACAAUGAUAAUUGCCUUGAUGUCACUGUUGCCAAUCUAGGCUCUACAGAUAUACUUAUUUUAUUUGGAGAUUGUCAUGGAAGCUUUGGAAAGGCACAGUCUUAUUUAUUAGGUUAUGGUUCUCAAUUGUAUUCAGUAGCUGUUGGUGAUUUCGAUCGAGAUAAUUGGACUGAUAUUGCUGUUGCAAAUUAUGGUCGUGAUGAAGUGGAAGUUCUUUUGCAACCAUGUAGUAAAACCUAA